Molecule: messenger RNA, 6966 nt
Organism: Colletotrichum chrysophilum
Lineage: Eukaryota; Fungi; Ascomycota; Sordariomycetes; Glomerellales; Glomerellaceae
Product: Type I Iterative PKS
Exons: 8
Coding region: 1-6966 (2321 amino acids)
Biological process (GO): secondary metabolite biosynthetic process; fatty acid biosynthetic process
Molecular function (GO): phosphopantetheine binding; 3-oxoacyl-[acyl-carrier-protein] synthase activity; fatty acid synthase activity
Source: RefSeq, a predicted model, not a curated record
AUGGCGUCGGAUCAACUCUUGUUUUUUGGUGACCAGACUGUCGAAACUGGUCCCUUCCUGCGCGACCUUUCCCAGAAAGCAAAAUCCUCGCGGAACCUUCAGAAGUUCCUCCUCGAUGCAGGCAACAACCUCCGGACACAUGUGUCGACCCUCGAGGAAGGUGUCAGGAAGUUGAUACCAGAAUUUCACACCGUCGCGGAGCUCGCAGAGGCCCGAAGCGAUCCGGCUGCGCAAGCAAUCUUGUCACCGGUCCUGCUCUGCAUAGCACAGCUCGGCGAUCUCAUUCAAAGCCACAUCCGGAGUUUGUCAACCUUCGCCCACAGGCACACUUACGUCAGUUCGGAAUCGCGAUCCACGUUGACUGUCAGCGGACCUCCGUCUGUCUUGCAGUCCUUCCUGUCCUCCACGGCAAUGAUUCCUCAAGGGACUGUGCUCUUCUCGCCGACCACUGGAUCUGCCUACGACGGCGAGACUCUGUACGAGUUCCUGCGACAAGCUCUUCAUGACAUCUUCCAAGAAAAGCUCUUCCCGUCAAAAACCCUCGAUUCAGCUCUUCAUCGUUCGUCGGGCUCGAAGCUUUCGGUUCACGUGUUCGGCCCUUCUAACGCGGGAGGCUUCCUGGAGAAGUCCCUCGCUGCGUCCGGAUUCAAAGAUGCGAAGGUCCAAUUAUCUGAGAUUGCCGAGACUGGUGAACCCCAGGAUGCCAUUGCCAUUGUUGGCAUGUCUGGUAGAUUUCCUGGUGGUGACAACCUCCAGGCCUUCUGGGAUAUUCUUGUGCAAGGGAAAGACCUCCACAAAAAGGUGCCCAAAGAUCGCUUCGACGUUGACCUUCACUGCGAUCCAACCGGCAAGACCCCGAACUCCACCCUCUCUGCUUUCGGGUGCUUCUUGGACAAACCAGGUUACUUCGACAACCUCAUGUUCAACAUGUCUCCCCGCGAAGCUGCUCAGACGGAUCCAUGCCAGCGGCUGCUGCUGAUGGCAGCGUACGAAGCACUCGAGACAGCCGGCUACAGGUACGACGCCAAGCCGGAUCGAGGCAACGUCGGGUCCUUCGUAGGGCUUACGACGGAUGACUGGCGAGAGUACAACAUCAGCCAGGAAAUCGACAUGUAUUUUGUCACACGUGGUCUUCGUUCGUUUGGCUCGGGAAGACUGAACUACUUCUUCAAGCUCGAGGGGCCUUCGUAUGUCCUCGACACCGCUUGUUCUUCCAGCGCGGCAUCCAUUGAGCUGGCCUGCGCUUCGCUCCUUGGUCGUGACUGCGACAUGGCUUUGGCUGGUGGAGCCAACGUCAUGACCGGUCCGAAUCUCUGGGCAGGCCUCAGUCGAGCUGGCUUCGUCUCCCCUACGGGCUCCUGCAAGACUUUCGACGAGACCGCCGAUGGCUACUGUCGCGGGGAGGGUGUUGGCAUUAUUGUUCUCAAGCGUUUGGAGGAUGCGAUCCAAGCGGGAGACAACAUCCAGGGCAUCAUCAGGGGUAUCGCGACGAACCACUCGGCGAACGCCCUGUCCAUAACGCAGCCUCACGGCCCGACGCAGAAGAAACUAUACAACCAGGUUUUGCGUAAAGCCAAUCUGACACCCGACCAAAUCCAAUACGUCGAGAUGCAUGGAACCGGAACCCAGGCUGGGGACGUUACCGAGAUGAACUCGGUCGUGUCAACGUUUGCAUCCGGUCGCGAACCUACGAACCCUCUCUACGUUGGCGGCAUCAAAGCCAAUGUCGGUCAUGGCGAAGCAGGUGGCAAUACUUGCAUGGUUAUCGAAGAGCCGCCUCGAAGGUCUAUCAUCGGCAAGGAUCCUCGCAACGUCCAAGUUGUUACAGUUUCGGCAAAGACCCGAUCGUCGCUCAGAGGCAACAAACAACGGCUCCUCGACUACCUUGUCAGGUAUCCGAACUUAGGACUCGAGAACAUCGCGUACACUCUGACCGCACGGAGGUCCCAUCAGCCUCUGCGCUCAUCCUUCUGCGCAUCGAGUGUACAAGGCCUCAUCAAGGCACUUUCCUCACACCUUGGAAGGACCACCGACGUCGUCAACAGCGUCGGCCAGGGCUCCAUUGUGUUCGUCUUUCCGGGACAAGGGGUCAAGUUCUUCGGCCUUGCUAAGAAUCUUUACGGUUCAUGCCCGCGGUUGCAGCAGUCGAUCUUGGAACUCAACAACAUCGCCAAGACCCUGGGCCUGCCGCCGUUCAUCGAUCUCAUUCUCAGAGAACAGUCGAACGGAGCCAGCCCAACGCGCACACAUCUCGCCAUCGUGGCUCUGGAGAUUGCAAUCGCUCAGCUUCUCAAGUCGUGGGGCAUUGUUCCCAACGCCGUACUCGGCCACAGCUUGGGCGAGUAUGCGGCCCUCUGUACAGCAGGUGUGCUGACGGUCGCCGAUACUCUUCUCCUCGUCGGUCGGCGGGCUCAGUUGGUUGAGAAGCUGUGUGUGAAAGACACCCAUGGUAUGUUGGCGAUUAGUGCACCUGCGCAGAAGGUCCAGACUCUCAUCGACGAGACCCCCGGGGCGGGCAUCGCCAUCGCCUGCUUCAACAGCCCCAUGUCGGUUGUUGUCAACGGUAAAAUGGAGGCCUUGGAACGCUUCCGCACGACGCUGAGAGAAGGCAAUUCGAUCAAGUCGACCUACCUAUCGACUCCUUACGCAUUCCAUUCAGCCCAACUCGACCCCAUGCUCGACGCCUACCAGACCGUGGCCAAGUCUGCCCAGUUCUGUAAACCAUCCAUUCCGGUGGUCUCGACUCUUCUUGGGCGGGUGGUCGACAAGGAGGGUGUCUUCUCGGCCUCUUAUCUGGCCGAGCAGGCUCGCAAACCGGUCUGUUUUGAAACGGCGAUCACGGCGGCUCGUGAUGCUGGAUACAUCACCAACAACACCCUGAUUGUGGAGGCCGGGCCCGGCGCUAUGUGUCUUUCAAUGGCAAAGUCCACACUCGCUGCCCCCUGCAAGCUUCUUCCGGCGUUGCAAUCCGCAAGCUCUACUUGGGAGGCUCUUUCUCAAAUUGUCGCGGAAGCUUACACGAGUGGCGUCUCCGUGGACUGGGCAGAGUUCCAUCGUCCUUACAAGCCUAGCUUGUCCGUCUUGGACCUCCCGACAUACCAUUUCGACCUCAAGGACUUCUGGAUCCAGUACCGCGGUGGCGUUGCAGCCCUCGAAAGAGACAUGAAGACAAAGCCCUUGCAGGGUUCCCGGAGUCCCGGACAGGCGUCCUUGGGCACUUGCUUGCACCGGCUCGAGUCCGAAGACAUCGCAAAGGACAACGGCACGGUCGAGUUUUCGGUCGAUCUCCAGGAGCCGUCUUUGCGCAAGUUGAUCGAUGGUCACAACGUCGUCGGCAUCGCACUCACGCCCAGCGGCGUUUAUCAGGAGAUGGCUUGGAGCGCAGCCCGUUAUCUGCACGGUCAGAUGAGCCCGGGUGGUUCAGAUGCGCAGAUGGUUUUGCAGAAACUUGACAUCUUCUCGCCCCUUUUCCUGGCACAGUCGACGAGCCCGCAGAUCGUCACGGUCCGCGCAACCACCAAGACAGGGUCCAACACCUUCGUCGUCACCGUCAGCUCGGACAAGGACCACUCGCGCUGCGAGCUUGUCAUUGCACCUCCCCACCAGACGCAGAAGGACGAAUGGAAAGCUCGACGAGCCCUAAUCGCGCCGAGAUCCGCCGAGCUCAUGCAGCCCGCAUCUCAACAUCCCGUGUACCGGCUGUUCAAGCAGAUGGUGUACAAGAUCUUCUCUCCCAUCACGGACUACUCGAGCGAAUACUGGUCCAUCAACGAGGUGUUCAUCGACCAGUCUUUUACCGAGGCUGCAUUCAAACUGGAUCUGCGCGAGACUCCGGCCGGGUCGUCUUUCACCUACGACCCCUGCUGGCUGGACUGCAUCGCCCAAACAGCUGGCUUCCUGCUCAACUCCAAUGCGUCCAAUCCGGCAGACGUGGUUUACAUGUCUACCGGUUGCGAUGCCUUGAAGCUCAGCAACGAGCUGACAGGCGGGAGGCAGUACCUCUGUUACGUCCGCGCGGAGAUUUCGGACAACGGCAGCAGUGUGAUCUGUGAAACGACCGUCUUUGACGAGACCAGUGCCGUUGCCAUCGGCGAGGGUCUCAAGUUCAAGCGGGUGAAGAAAGCCCGCCUCCGCCAACUGCUUGGCUUGCCUUCAGCAACACAAUCCGAUGCGGUCAAGAACAAGGCUGCUCCGCUAGAGCAGAAGAUUGCCGUCGAGAAGGAAGACAAGCAGCCCCGAGUGACCAGUGACUCCACCGAUAAGCCAACCGCAAAGGUCUCCCGUCGCGAAACUUCGGACCAUGAGCAACUCUCCGCCGUACUGAAGGUUAUCAGUGCCGAGGUCGGGACUCAGCUGGAGGACGUGGAGAACCACACCACACUGGAGGACUUGGGCGUCGACUCCCUCCUCACGGUCGCCAUCACCUCCAGACUGAAGUCGGAGCAGAACAUCGAACUGCCGGCGACCCUCAUCGCCGGCCCGACCACGAUAGCAGAGCUCAUUGCCUACUUUGACGAUUCGAUGGCGGAUAUCGUUGACGAGCCCACCGACGAGAGCGGCGCCUCUACCCAGAAUUCGCCAUCGUCCGCUAUCUCGACUCCGCCGACUUUGCCAGUCGCCGAUUCCCCGAUAUCUGGCAUCCCAGGCCUCGAGGGUGUCGACAUGAAGGACAUUCUUCUUUCUGUCAUCGCCAAGGAGAGCGGGCUCGAUCCGAGCGAGAUUGGCAUGGACACCUCUCUCGCUGAUAUCGGCGUCGACUCUCUCAUGAGCAUUGCCAUCAUCGGAGCUGUGAAGGAGCAGACUGGAACCGAGCUCCCGGCUUCUCUUCUCGCGGACUGCGCGACCGUAUCGCAAGUGGUCCGCACUAUUGCCAGUGACAAUUUCCAAGGCUCACUCUCGCUAGACGACUCCAUCCUUUUUCCGUCAGAGGAACUUCUUCCCCAAGUGGUCCUUCCGCCGGUGAAGCCUUUUAACCCUGAAGAGUACCACAGCAACGUCGUCCUUCUCCAGGGCCAGCCGCAGAGCCAACAACGCCUGUUCCUCAUCACAGACGGCUCCGGUUCGGCAGCGGUCUACCUCCACCUCCCCAAACUAGCUCCGAACCUGACAGUCUACGCGCUUGAAGCGCCUUUCCUGGGCAGAGCGUCUGAGUUCACGGGCAGCAUGGAGCAGAUCGGGUCCAUCUACGCGCGCGCCAUCCGCUCCGUGCAGCCCCACGGGCCCUACAUGAUCGGCGGCUUCUCCGUGGGCGGCAUGUUCGCCUACGAGACCCUGCGCCAGCUCGUCGAGGGCGGCGAGCAGAUCCACAGCUUCCUCGUCUUCGACGCCGCGUGUCCGAAGAAGCUUCAGGGCAUCCCGGACGUGACCGUCGAGGUCUGCGAGAUGACGGGCAUCUUCGACAGCAUUUCCGAGACGGACAAGCGGAGGCCCCUGACGCUCGAGCAGAAGACGUACGUCGCGGGCUGCGUCAAGUGCGUCAUGAACUACGACCCGGUUCCCCUCCCGGCGCAUGCCAGGCCGGUGCACACGUUCAUCAUCUGGGCCCGGAACGGGUUCUUCGACAAGCUUUCUGACAAGGUCAUCGAGGCGGACAAGAUCCUGACGGCCAAGAGCGGCCUACAGAAGGAGGCUAACCCGGACUGGAUGGAGUGGUUGACCGUGGAGCGUAGUUCGUUUGGUCCUAGAGGCUGGGAUAGGUUAGUCGGGGAUGUCGAGACGUUUGUCGUCGAUGGUGAUCAUUUCUCCAUCAUGAUGCGUCCAAGGAUCACCAACGAAACGGGACCUCUGGUGCAGAAGUUGGCCAAGAAAAUGGUAUCGACGCUGAACAAACCUCGACAACUAACGCAAGUUGCCGAGUCCCCCGCAGCGCUUCAAAAGAUUCGAGACACGUUCAAGAACUCAACUGAUCUCGUCCUCGGCUUCUCCGACGAGGCAGGAUGCUCCGGGUUCUGGGACGAGGUGUUCCCUACCCAGCAACAGUUGGUCUUCGCCUUCGUCACCGAAUCGCUGGCCCGGAUGAGCUGCAACCUAGACGCGCUUGCGCCCGGAGAGGCUCUGAAAAUCACCAACACUCUCCCCAAGCACCAAAAUCUGCUCCAGAUCAUCUACAAAAUCCUCCAAGACGGCGGUCUGGUCAAGCCCCAGCACGGCAGGUUCCUCCGAACCUACCAGCCCGUCGACAAGACACCCUCGUGGGCGAUCUACAACCAGCUCAUCCGAGACCAUCCCCUCCACAACAGCGAGCACGAACUCCUUCAAGUCGCGGGCUCCAAGCUGGCCGAGUGCCUCACGGGGGCGAUCGAGCCGCUCAGCCUCAUCUUCGGCAAGAGCCGCGGCCUGCUGCAGGAGUUCUACACCAACGCGCCCAUGUUCGUGGCCGCGUCCAAGUUCGCCUGCGAGAUCAUCGGGCGCGCGUUCGCGGGUGUUACGUCCCGCGUCGAGAUCCUCGAGGUCGGCGCCGGCCUCGGUGGUACGACAAAGUACGUGCUCGACAAGCUCGUCGAGAACGCCGUCCCCUUCACGUACACGUACACGGACAUCUCGUCCUCCUUCCUGGCCGAGGCGAAGAAGAGGUACGCCCACCUGCCCCCGGGCAGCGUCGAGUUCGUGCCGCUGGACAUCGAGAAGACGCCCCCCGAGAAGCUGUGCGGGCGGUUCCACGCCGUGCUGUCGUCCAACUGCGUCCACGCCACCAGGAGCCUCGCGGCGUCCUGCGGCAACAUCCGCAAGCUGCUCCGCCCCGGGGGCUUCGUGGUUCUCGUCGAGUUCACGACGAGGCUGUCGUGGUUGGAUCUAGUGUUUGGGCUGCUCGAGGGGUGGUGGCGCUUCGACGACGGGCGUACGCAUUGUUUGGCUGAUGAGCACUUGUGGGAGUCGACGCUGAAGGCUGUUGGUUUCGAGAACGUGCUCUGGUCGGACGCUGAAGGAAACGAUAAGCCGAAUCCUCAAACUCUCGUGGCUUUUUGA